This is a messenger RNA of Daktulosphaira vitifoliae (grape phylloxera), 3868 nucleotides long. RefSeq lists its product as uncharacterized. Bases 33 to 1847 code for a protein of 604 amino acids. The record is from RefSeq and is a predicted model, not a curated record. The transcript has 4 exons. Lineage: Eukaryota; Metazoa; Arthropoda; Insecta; Hemiptera; Phylloxeridae.
UCAAAAAAUUUCAACGAUAAAUAUUAAUAAUCAUGUUCAAUAUAUUUUCAUUAAAACUUAUCAAAUUAAUUUUUUUAUUACUUAAUGUGUUUUUACAUACAAAGGCAUAUACGCCUACAAAAAAUUUAAUGGAUCAAUUAGAUAAGUUACUAAAACAUUCGGGAUGGAAAAAUUUAAGUGAUGUAAGCUCUAUAAAAUAUUGUAAUAAAAGUUAUUAUCUUAAUAAUCUGAUUGAAACACUUACAUCUGUUCAUAAAGGUGAUACAAAAAUACGAUUAUUAACAGUAUUUCUAGGCUGCACAUACGCAAAAGUUAUAAAUAAUAUUUUUUCAAUUAUUGUCAACUGGGAUGAAAUUUGUAAAAAUCAAAAUGAAAAAGACAACAACUUAACAAAUGAAUGCAUUUACACUAAAGAAUUCAUAAACAUAAUAGCUAAAUUAAUUGUUCCAAUAGCAACAUUGAUGAAAGGUGCAAUGGAUGCUGUAGAUUUAUUACAUCAUUUACCAUUGGCUAAUUUUAAAAUACAUAACAAAAAGGCCUACAUAAUAAGUUAUUUAUUAGAUAGAAUAGGAAAUAUUUUUGGUAAAUUUAAUGAUCCGAGUCUAUCAUGUGAUGAUAGAUCUACAAACUCUUCGACAUUUGAAAUUGCAUAUAAAUUUUUUAAAAGAAUAAUAGAACUUUUACAACUUGCUACUGAUAAAUAUUGUGAAUUUGUACCUUACGAUACAAAUUAUUUAUGGACUGAAUGGGUUGAAGAAUAUAGAGGCAUUAAACAGGGAGUAAAGUUAAAAUUUUUAAAAUUCUUAACCAAAAAAUUUGAAAUUUAUAUCAAGAAAGAAAUUUUAGAAAAAUAUUUUCAAGUGGGAUUUAAAUUUGAUCCAAUUACUGAAGAAACGUUUUUACCAACACCGGAGGAACAAUUUGAUAUAGAAUUGGAAUUUAAAGCAAUAGACGAAGAACCUCCAAUACCAGUGCAAAUACAAACUAAUAUACUAGAUAAAUUACUAAAAUAUUCAGGAUGGAAGAAUUUAAAUGAUGUAAGCUCUAUAAAAUACAAUAAUAAAAGUUAUUAUCUUAAAAGUCUGAUUGAAACAUCUACAUCUGUUCAAAAACGUGAUUCAAAAAUACGAUUAUUGACAGUAUUUCUAGGCUACACAUACGCAAAAGUUAUAUAUAAUAUUUCUUCAAUUAUUGUCCAAUGGCAACAAAUUUGUAUAAACAAAAAUAAAGAAGACACUGACUUAAUAAAUGGAUGCAUUUACACUAAAGAAUUUAUAAACAUAAUAGCCAAAUUAAUUGUUCCAAUAGCAACAUUGAUGAAAGGUGCAAUAGAUGCUUUAGAUUUAUUACAUCAUUUACCAUUGGCCAAUUUUAAAAUAUAUGACAAAAAACCGUAUAUGAUAAUUCCUUUAUUAGAUAGAAUAGAAAAUAUGUUUGGUAAAUUUAAUGAUCCGAGUCUAUCAUGUGAUGAUAGAUCUACAAACUCUUGGUCAUUUGAAAUUGCAUAUACAUUUUUUAAAAGAAUAAUAGAACAAUUACAACUUGCUACUGAUAAAUAUUGUGAAUUUGUACCAUACGAUACAAAUUAUUUAUGGAAUGAAUGGGUUGAAGAAUAUAGAGGCAUUAAACAGGGAGUAAAGUUAAAAUUUUUAAAAUUCUUAAUUAAAAAAUUUAAAAUUUAUAUCAUGAAAGAAAUUUUAGAAAAGUAUUUUCAACUGGGAUUUAAAUUUGAUCCAAUUACUGAAGAAACAUUUAUACCAAAACCAGAGGAACUAAUUGAACUAGAAUUGGAAUUUAAAGCAAUAGACGAAGAACCUCCAACACCAGUGCAAAUAGAAAUACAUUAAAUAUUGUAAAAAAAUUAAUUUAGUUAUAAAUUUGUGUUUUAUAAUUACAUUUAGCUUAUUUUUAAGUAAAUCUUUCAACUAUUACUAAAAUCUAAACCUGAAUAGUGAAUCACACAAUUAUUUGUUGGUUGUACAAACGGAAGUAUUUAAUUAUUUAUUGAUAUUCAUAAUUAUAAAAAUUAUAAUUAAAACUUGAAGUAAAGUGCGGAUGCUUUAAUAGCCAAAUAAUUCUCGGCUAUAGUAUUCCUCUCAUCUAGAUAUAAUAUUGUUCAUAACUUUUGAAAUAUCGACCCAAAAACUUAUAAUAGACUAAAUAUAAUAAAUUCUUUUGCAUAAGUAAAUCAUUAUUUAACAAAUAAGCUUGUUAUAAGUGUAUACAGUGGUUGAUUUGAACAGAUCUAACUGACAACUCUUAUGACUUAUGAUCUACAAAACGUUUUAUAGUUUUUUUGUUUUAAUCAAUUUUUAAAAUAUAGGACUAUAUUUUAAAUAUUUUUUAUGAUAUGGUUCGAUAUUAUAAAAAAAAUUUUAAAAAUUAAUUUUUUUUUUUUAAGAUUUGAAGAUGGCCAUAUUAUUGUUAUGCUUUAAAUUUUGGUUUAUUUACUUAUUAUAGUAACUAAAUUUAUUAUAAAAUUGAUAAUUAAUAAUUUAGUUGAUAAUACACUAUGUGAAGAAAGAAUGGCCAACAAGAGAGACAUUUAAUCUAAGUGCUUAUAAUGUUAUACGAGCACCAUUGAUACCGCCUUCAAAAUAUAUGCUACCACCACUUCACAUGAAGCUAGGUCUCAUAAAACAAUAUAUCAAUGCUUUUUGACAAAAAUGGUGAUUGUUUCCAGUAUUUGAAAGAAAAGUUUCCUGCGAUAAGUGAUGCAAAAUUAAUAGAAGGAAUUUUUUAUGGACCCCAAAUUCGAUCUCUAUUUCUAGAUGCAAAUUUUACAAGAAAAAUGAACGAGACGAAGAGAGCAGCUUAGGUAAGUUUCAAAAAUGUGUCUGAAAAUUUUUUAGGAAAUAAAAAAAGCGAAAACUACAAGACGUUAGUAGAAGAAUUGGUGACAAAUUACAAAAAUUUAGGUUGCUUAAUGAAUCUCAAACUACAUUUCAUGGAUUCUCACGUGGACCACUUUUCUGAAAAUCUUCGAGAGUACAGUGAAGAACAGGGAGAAAGAUUCCAUCAAGACAUAAGUGAAAUGGAAACUAGAUAUCAAGGAAAUUGGAAUAUUAAUAUGAUGGCAGAUUUUUGCUGUACACUUAAAAGGAAUACACCAAGAAUAUGAUAACAAACGGAAAAAAAAACCUCUGCAUAGAUCGUUUGAGAACAAAAGAGUUCGAUGUCAACGAAGAACAGUUUAACCUCUUCAUGUACGGUGGCAUCAUAUAAUAUCACUAAAUUGUAGAAUUUAAAUAAAAUCGAAAAAUCGUGGUAGCAAUGUUAUUAUUGUUUUCGUUUAAUGUACGAACCGUUGCGCAUCGGUCUACUUGGUUGUGUUAUCAUUGAAAGAGAUAUAUUAAUAAACGCGAAACUGUUUUGUGCAUUUGAAAAAGUCAAAUUUUACUUUUUUUUUAUAUAUAAUUAUAUAAUUAUAAUUAAUGACCAAAUAAUGUAAAUAUAUUUAUAAUUAAUUACGUUUAUUACAUAAAAUAGUACGAUCUAUUCAUAUUUGUCAAUAUUGAAACAAUAUAAUGUUGUUAUGUAUUCGAAAUUGCUUAGUUACCAUGUGGUAUCGAAUGAUAACACUGUGCCUAUUAUAUGAAAAAUAAUAACAAUUUAUACAAUUUAUAUUAAUAGUUUUUUUUCUAGUUGAAAAUAGAUCUCAGGAAUAAAGAUAUAGUUUUUUUUUUUGGAUUUAGAAAUCUCUAGUGAUUCAUAAUGUGCUGUAUGUCCAGAAUGUAUGAGAGCAUUUCACAUUAAAUUAUUAAAAAAUUGACUACAGUAUAUAUUAUUUUGUUAAAUACUUUUAAAAUAUGUUAUAAAACUUAUAUUCAGUUAAAAAACUGCAGUUAUCAGAAGUCUGAAAUUUAAG